AUGGACACUUCCAUCUCCACGCCACGUCUUCAAUUGACAGUGAUCACGGCGGCGGAAAGGGGAAGUCCUGAAUUCGAAUGGGUACAUCAAUUACGCAGCGACAAGCAGGCGACAUGGUGGAGCAUUCUUCCUCGAUCCGAGACUCCAGAAGAUACCGAAAAGGCGAUCCAAAAGAUUCUGCCAACGACGAAUACUUCGCUGGAAGCCCACAAGGACGCUCUCAACAUCGACGAUGAACGAAGAAAGGCACAUCGCGUCACCUUCGCCGUUCACGAAAUCCGCAACGACGACGACGGCUGCAACAGUGGCCAGGACCACAACCAAGGCCGGGUCCAACGUCAGGCAGAGCACCCUCGUCCACACGAAACACGCUUCAUCGGCCUCGUCGCCCUCGUCCACGUCGACGCCGACAAUCUCGUCUUACCAGAGCACCUCAGCCCGUCGGCCUCGGAAACCUCACUGAUCCUCGAACUGUCAUACUCUUUCCUCCCGGACGCCUGGGGGAAGGGAUACGCGACCGAAUCCGUGAACGCCGUGCUCGCGGCGUGCGGCAGGUGCGUCUCGCUCUGGAGCCCGUACGCACAAGUCUACGUCCGCGCCAUCGUCAACGGAGAAAACCGUCCGAGUCUGCGCGUCAUGGAGAAGACGGCCAUGGUGAAAAAGGGCGUGUACGAACUCAACGACCGUCCUGUUUUUCUUGCGGGCAAAAUUCGUCAGCAUCAUGUCCUUCAUAUCUAUGGGAUGUACCUCGUCGAUCAGACAAUCACUCAGGGGACGAUGUGA
This is a messenger RNA of Exophiala spinifera, 783 nucleotides long. RefSeq lists its product as uncharacterized. The record is from RefSeq and is a predicted model, not a curated record. The coding region runs from base 1 to 783 and encodes 260 amino acids. The transcript is spliced from 2 exons. Gene Ontology annotation, molecular function: acyltransferase activity, transferring groups other than amino-acyl groups. Lineage: Eukaryota; Fungi; Ascomycota; Eurotiomycetes; Chaetothyriales; Herpotrichiellaceae.